UACGCCCGGAGCAUCAGUCUAGUUACUUCAACCCAAAUCCAUGACCAUGAGCAGUUGAGCAGUUGAGCAGCACCACCUAGUAUACAGCCACUACGACUUUAGCUGUGGAAGCUAAAAUGGCGGUCAUCAUCAGAACUCUACAAUGGCGACGAAUCUCCACCUUCAAUACUUGCCUGAAACUCAAUUCCACCACCUUAACUCACAACAAUGGCGGAAACGAAAAUGUAACAGAACCAGAUUCAAAAAUGGUGCGCGAAUUAACCUCUAUCAUCCGUAAAAAACCUCACAAUCUAUGGAAAUCCGCCAUCUUCAAUCAAAACCUUCAACCUCAACCUCACCAUGUCGAAAAGGUAUUGCUACAAACCCUAGAUAAUCCAAGGUUAGCUCUUCGCUUCUUCAAUUUCCUAGGUCUGCACUACGAUUUCUCUCAUUCAACGACGUCGUUUGCUAUCCUUGUUCAUGCUCUAGUUCACUCCAAUCUUUUCUGGCCUGCAUCUUCUCUUGUGCAAACCCUAAUUCAUCACCAUCAUUGUAAUGCGGCUCAGAUUUUUGGUGAAUUCUUUGCGGUGUUUAAGGAUUACGGUUUCGUGUCGUUUCUGGGGUUUGAAUUGGUGACCCAGAAUUACGUGCAAUGCAGGAGGCCAGUGGAGGGUGGUGUUGUUGUUAAGCUUAUGCUGGAGCAUGGGUUUGUUCCUGAGGUUAGGACUCUCAGUGCUUUAUUUCAUGCUUUAAUUGGUAUUCGGAGAUUUCGUUUAGUUCUUGAAUUUUUCCAACAGGUUUCGUAUGGUUUUGAUAGUUUUCGUCCUGAUGUUUAUAUAUAUACGGCUGUGAUUCGCAGUUUGUGUGAGUGCAGAGAGGUAGACAGGGCACUGGACGUAGUCCGCCAGAUGGAGGUGAGCGGUUGCGAGUUGAGUGUUGUAACAUAUAAUGUGUUAAUACGCGGGCUGUGUAAGAAUCAGAGGGUUUGGGAAGGUGUCGAGAUCAAGAGUUUGCUGGGUCAAAAGGGGUUGAGAGCCGAUGUGAUCACUUAUUGUACGCUGGUGCUUGGGUUAUGCCAAGCUGAAGAGUAUGUGAGUGGGGUGGAAAUGACGAGAGAAAUGGUUAAACUGGGGUUUGUUCCGAGUGAGGGUGUGGUUUCUACUCUUGUUGAAGGGCUUAGGAAGAAGGGGAAGGUUGUGGAUGCUUUUAAUUUGGUUAAUGAAUUGGCAGAGCUUGCAGUUGUGCCUAAUGUGUUUGCUUACACUGCUCUGAUUAAUUCUCUUUGGAAAGAUGGUAAACUAGAACAGGCAGAGUCACUGUUUAAAAGCAUGGAACUCAGAGGAUUGACCCCGAAUGAAGUUACUUUUUUAGCCAUGAUUGACUUGUCUUGCAAGCAAGGUAGGUUGGAUGAUGCACUAAAGUUACUUAUCAAAAUGUCAGAAGCAAGAGUAAAAAUCACUGACUAUGCUUACAAUUCUUUGAUUCAUGGGCAUUGUAAGUUUGGGAAGUUGAACACUGCCGAGUAUCUUUUUAAAGAAAUGAUCAGUAAGGAACUGAAACCAACUGUGGUAACUUAUACAUCCUUGAUUAGUGGAUAUUGCGGAGGAGGAGAACUCAAUAAUGCAUUUAGGAUCUACCAUGAGAUGACAGGAAAGGGCAUUGCACCAAAUACUUAUACAUAUACUGCAUUAAUCAAUGGCCUUUUUCGUGCAAAGAGGAUGGAUGAUGCAAAUAACUUGUUUAAGGAAAUGGUUGGAAGAGGUGUUUUCCCUAAUGAGGUGACCUAUAAUGUUAUGAUUGAUGGCUACUGUAAGGAAGGUGAUAUCUCUAAAGGUUUCCAUUUGCUGAAUGAAAUGUUGGAAAAGGGUCUUGUUCCUGACACUUACACGUAUAGGUCCUUGAUAUCUGGGCUCUGCUCUGCUGGCAGGGUAUUUGAAGCCCAAAAUUUGGUGGAUGGGCUUCAUAAGGAGCAUUUUGAACUGAAUGAGAUGUGUUUCAGUGCCCUUUUGCAAGGGUACUGCAAGGAGGGAAGAAUACAUGAUGCGUUGUGUGUGUAUGGUGAGAUGUUGGAAAGACAAAUCAAGAUAGAUCUUGUCUGUUAUGCAAUACUUAUUGACGCUACACUUAAACAGAAUGAUAGGGAAAAACUAUUGCUGAUUUUAAAGGAGAUAAAUUACAAGGGAUUGAAGCCUGACAGUGUGAUUUAUACAAGUAUAAUUGAUGCCUACACUAAGGCUGGAAAUCUCAAGAAGGCAUUCCAACUUUGGGAUAUAAUGAUCAGUGAAGGAUGUGAGCCUAAUGUUGUUACGUACACUGCACUUAUCAAUGGCUUAUGUAGAUUGGGAUAUGUAAAUAAGGCACAUGUUAUCUUCAACAAAAUGCUCACAAGUAACACCAACCCAAGUCAGAUUACUUGUGGAUGCUUCCUUAGCUACUACACGAGUAUAGGAAAUAUGGAAAAUGCUAUAGAGCUUCACAAAUUAAUGCUUAAAGGCUCUUCAGCCAACACAGUCACAUUCAAUAUUUUAAUACAUGGUUUUUGCAAACUUGGUAGGAUUGAGGAGGCAGUUGAGCUGAUCAGGGAAAUGAUAGAAAAUGGUAUCAGACCUGAUUGCGUGAGCUAUUCCACUAUAAUGUACGAGUACUGUAAAGGUGGUAAUAUGCAGGAAGCUUUUAGGAUAUGGGACUCCAUGCUGAGUGAGGGCAUAUACCCUGACACAGUAGCUUAUAAAUUAAUGAUCUCCGGCUGUCAAUUAUCUGGAGAUGUUAAGAAGGCUGCUUUACUAAGGGAUGACAUGAUAAGAAGGGAUGUCAAAACCGAUACAAAAUAUUAUCGUUCUUACCUUGGUACUUAAUCGGAGCUACAUAGCUGGCCUAUUUGUUUCUACUGUAAGAUUGCUCGGCUGCUAUCUGGAAAAAAAGGUGGAGAUGAUGAAAAUGAUUUAGUGAGCUUGAGAGGCAAUGGGUAUUGGACCAAUUUUAGCUCAGCAUGAGUGCACUACAUCUGCAGCCCAAGUGGGUAUUGGCAAGUUUGUUUGGACUCUGGAGCCCAAAUUGAAAAUAUGAACAUUAAACGGUGGUCUCAGCAGAAAUAGAUUGUUGCUGUCACUCAUGAGGGUGAAUAUAUACAGUCUGAACUGGAGCAGAUAUAUAGGGCGCAGUUUUUUGAAAUGAAAUAUGCUGUAUAUUUUAUAGUCACCAAGUGGCCACUGGGUAUGUGCACAUACCACAUAGCCCCUUCCGUAAUCUCUGUCUUAAACUUUGUUUUCAUCUGCUUUGUGUUCACUAAUGGUAGCAUCAAGAUGACCAACCUUUCCAUCACCCAUUAAUCUAUUUACCACCAGAUCGUGGAUGUUGGGAAAGUGUGAUGCAGUGCAUUUUGAGGUUGGUAUAGGCAUUUGGAGCCACCAGUUGGGGUAUGUGCAACAAUCCAGGCUAUGCGCCCUACAAACAAUAUGAAAAGUGCGAAAGCAGGUAUCACCACAGAAUUGCAAUCCAUUUUAAUCCUGUACCCAACAACGGGAGAAAAAAAUCUACCAGGUCUCUUCCAGAAUUAUUUUUGAUGCUUGAAGGAGGAUAAACGUGGGGAAAAUUUAGGUGCAGGGGAUGAGCUGAAAGAAUACAUCAGUCUGGUGUGCUUCGAGUAAAGAUUUGUUUAUUGUGUCAUUCUCUUAUAGAGGAGCUACUCUAGCUCAUCACUAAUGAUUGUACAAGCCUCAAGAAUUGCAAAUUGGUUACCAGAUUUUGGAACUGCAUUUGCAUUUUAGGCGGUGUUUAGUUGAGAUUAAUGUGUUCUUCUGAUCCGUUGUUUGGUUUAGAUCCAGAUAGUAAGAUGGAAUUUUGGAUUGAAGUUACACUUUCUAACCAACAAAACGUCUUUUAGUUAAUCUCACAAUUACAAGGAGUGGUGGAUUUUCAUCCCUCCAAAACAUUAUCUCCUCACUUGUCACUGGGCAACGGGAAGAUAUCUCACUGGAAGGCUUUGCUCUCUCAUUAGGCAAUCUGCAUAGAUACUGCAGCCUGCGAUUGGAGUUACAUCUCGCUCUUACCCAAUUGAAUCAGCCAUUACCAGAGACAUCAUUCACUGGGAUUUCUGUUGUGUUCUUUUUAUAUUUUGAAUUAUUUCUUGCUGGGUAGAUAAGUUAGUUCUUCUUCUUCUACCCUAUGUUGGAACAUCAUCAUACAUAAUUUCUAUGGGCAGAGGAAGAAAUCAAAGGUAA
Beta vulgaris subsp. vulgaris (sugar beet) is the source of this 4199-nucleotide messenger RNA. RefSeq names its product putative pentatricopeptide repeat-containing protein At5g59900. Lineage: Eukaryota; Viridiplantae; Streptophyta; Magnoliopsida; Caryophyllales; Amaranthaceae. The transcript is spliced from 3 exons. The record is from RefSeq and is a predicted model, not a curated record. Gene Ontology annotation, molecular function: protein binding. The coding region runs from base 117 to 2834 and encodes 905 amino acids.